AACAAACACUCUCGGUCUCAGUCUAAGCCGCUCUCGCAGUCAGCGAUGUCGUUGUCGUCGUUGCCGUCGCUGCCGCCGUCAUCGUCACUGUCACAGUAGCGGCAAAUGCGACCGCAUUCUCAACAGUCAAACAACAAACGCAACUGAAGUAACAACGCUGUCCGCGUCGCGUCCAUUGCCAAUAUAUAAUUAUUGAAUACGUCGCCACCCUGUUCCUCCUCCUCCACCACCCCCCUGCCAAUCAAUCAAAAGUGCGACUACGAAAAGAAAGUGUUUACAGAAAACACACAAAAGCUUCAAGUUUCAAAAAGUGAUGAGACUGUUGUUGCUGCUACCAGCCGCUAGAGAGUGUUGUUCUUGUUCUUAAUGUUUCGUCUGCCAACGCGAGAGGAGUGCGUCGCUUGGCUGCAUUCCGUUCUCGUUCUGAUCCUGCACAUUUGGAGCUUUUGCAGUAUGUCGCUAACACGCAGUCGCCAAACGACGCUCAAGUGGAUUAAAAAGCGAUUUGCGCUGCCGCGUCGACGUCAACAGCAGCAGCAGCGGAGGAGUGACACAAACAAGGCAGCAGCAACAACUGCAGCAACGACAACAGCAACAGCAGCAAAGACAACAACAGCAACAAACAGCGACCCAGGAGCCGAAUUAGUGGAUCAGGGCCAUUUAAGCGAGAUCUUGGUGCUGAGUGACACUCAAAUCGAUGGCCAAACCGCGACAUCGGCGCCGCUAGCAGUGGCCAUCGAUAACAUGGACAACAUGAACAUGGACAGCGACACGAACACAACCAGCAACAACAACAACAACAUGAAAGAGGCCACAGCGUGCCACACAGCGCCAAUAGCGCGCGACGAGGAUGUGGAUGACGAUGAGGAUGAGAAUGGCAAGCUGGAGGGGCUUGAAGCUGGCGAGGAACAGCAUGAAGAGGAUCCAGAGCUGCAACUGGAGAUGUUGCAGCAACAACAGCAGCUGUCGGCGCUGGCCAAACCGAAUGCUAAUUAUGUGUGCUGUCCAUGCCCAGCAACAACCACAACAGCAGCAACAACUGUGAACCGCAGCAAGUCGCUGGUACGCAGCUAUCUAAAGAAAUGCAAGCAACGCCUAACGGGUCAGCAGAGCAAACCCACAACAACAGCAACAACAACACCAACAACAGCAACUACAAGAACAACUGCAGCAACAACAACGACGACAACGGCAACAAUUACAAUGAUCAAGAACGAGGCGGAAGGAACAGCACCCACUCUAGAGGAGCUAGGGAAACAGGAGGAACACAAGGAACAGGAGGAGGAACAGGAGGAGCAAGAGGAGGACUCCAGCUGUGCUAGCCGAGAUUCGGCAAGCGCCUAUAUCGACUCGAUGCCGCUCGACUUGAGUCUGCGACGAGCGCCAGCAGCACCACAGGAGUCCAGCAGCAGCGAGAGCGAAAUCGAGGAGGAGGAGCCAGUGGAGCACGAGGAGCAUUCAGAACAGAAGAAGGUGCUGAACGAGCUAACACUGCAGGCGGUAACAGCAACAAAUGUUGAACGGGAUGUGGCUGUGGAUGUGGAUGUGGAUGGGUUGCUGGGUGAACUGAUUGACAGGCAUCUGUCGCACAUUUAUCCCAUCUACUGGGCACGCACGCGUGCGAUUUUAAUGCGGCAGGCACGUGAGCUUCUCGUGUGCCACUUUGAGGGCUCCCUUUCGUGCUUCGAGCAGCGAUUCCUAUGUAAAUUUGCACAAAUUGCGGCUACGUUGCGCGCCACUCAUCAAAUUGGCGAGUCCUGGUUAUGGCAUGCCGGCUGGCCCCUGGCCACAUCCAAUGGAGCGCUGGUCCUACAGUUGAGCGACUCUGAGAUCGCGCACGCACUCCAACCAGCCGAACUAUAUCUGUGUGUCAAAUUGGAAUCUGACGCAGAAGCCACACCGCAGCUUUAUGUCGUUUGGCGCUCGUCACAACAACAGCAGCAGCAGCAGCAGCAGGAGAAGCAGCACGAGGGGAGCGUACAGAGUCAGAGUCAGAGUCACUGCAUCUAUAUCGAUUACAAUAAGAUCGAGCAACAGCCGCUGAGCGUGCUCCAGCUAGAGAUGUCUAUGGCAGCAAUGGCAGCAACGGGACAGAGUCAGAGUCAGGGGCAGGGGCAGGGGCAAGCUAACGAUGCCAUUGAGUUGCCGCAGCUGCUCCAAAAUCUGCUGGUCAGCGUUGAGCGGAGUAUUGAGCGCGUGUCGCUAAACGAGCUGCAAAUGCCGCUAGCUCUCGCCGAGGAUCAGCUCGAUGAAGCCAACAACAACAGCAACAACAACAGCAACAGCAAUGGCAACAGCAACACUAGUAAUAAUAACAACAGCAACAACAUUGGGUCGCCAAAGUGCGCGUUGCGGCGCAGCGAUUUAAUUACCAAAAACAAACUGUUCAACAACCGUUACAUGCUGCGGCGCCUGACCAAUCGACAGGAUAGCAUGAACUCCACCUCGUCGGGCAACAGCAAUGCCAGCGAGCGCAGCAACUCCAGCAACUCAAGCGGCAGCAGCAGCGCUGGCGAGGAGCUGCAAGCACACUUGAAUAUUAGCAACAAUAACAACACCAACAACAGCAACAACAACACCAACAACAGCAACAAUAUUAAUAACAACAACAAUAACAGCAGCAAUGAGCUUGUGGCAUCCACAUCGCCCGCCUUGCCACUGUUUUGUUUGGGUAACUCAUUUCCGCACAUUGACAGCGAUGAGGAGGCAACUGAUGUCGGCGAGAAGCUCAAAUUGCCCGUGACCGGUGAGUCGCAGCCGCCGGAGUUGGUGACGUUGACGUCGACGUCGACGCCAGCAGAGACGGAGAGGGAGAUGGAGACGGAGACGGAGCUGCUGCCGCCCAACUCGAUCAGUGAAUUGCCCGAGAAACUAUUAAACAGCGGCGUCUAUUUGCCAGGCACACGCACCCUCCAUGGCGACCCACUUGUGAAUGUGGAUGCCGAGGCUGUGGCAAGCGCGGGCCUCAAUUGCUAUGAGCUGGCCACACUGUUGCUCUACUACAGCACCAUACCGGAGCGCAGCACUGCCGGCCAUAAAAGUACACAGCAACAAAAGCAGCAGCAACAACAUCAAGAGCAGCAACACCAGCAGCAACAGCAGCAGCCGCAGCAGAAACCCGCCCAGCAAACAUUUACCAUUUUAAUUGCCAUUGAGAAGUCGCAACAUUUAUGCGUAAUCGACUUAAUUUGCCAAAGCCUCAAAUUGUUAAGCAAGCAAAUUGGCAAUUGUGAAAUUUUGGCAGUUUGUCUCGAUGCGAAUUUGCUGCAAUUGUGUAACCAACAGCAGCAGCAGCAGCAACAGCAGCAGCAACAACAACAGCGACAGAACUCCAACAGCAGCAAUAGCUGUGAUCAAGCGUCGCAGUUGCCUGCAUCGCAUUUGGUUAAAUUCAUUAGCGUGGACCAAGUCACGACAAGUGUUGCGCCAUCGCAUUUGCCGAGCGGUGCGCUCCGGGGCCAGCAUCAUCACGACGCGCGCAAGUGGCGCGAGUUCUUUGCCCAGCUGGAGGCGUUCCAGCGUCAGUGUGCCGCUGCUGGCGGUCGUCUCGUCGGCGCACUGAGCGACAUACGCGCCGCCGAUCUGCUGGGGCUGCCAACUCGUCGACAGCUCUACGGUCAGCAUCGUGCCCUCAGCCGUGCCCUCAUGGACUCACAGCUGCACAAUCUGCGCAAGCAUGGCGCCACACAGCUGCUCCGCUUGCAGGCAGCGGCCACUGCCAUAAAUGAGCCACCAGCACCACCCACAACCACAACACCCAUUGCCACAGCUAUUAUUGCUGGCGAUGCAACCAUCACUCAUCAUUCGGAUGCGACUCAUAAGCUGCGCAAGGUGACGCUCCUCUACAGCGAAGUGGAUCGUGCCGCCCAGCGUCUGGAGCAGCUCACGGAGCAGCGACGCGAGCGACUGCGCCAACUGACGCGUCAGCGUGCCCUCGAGGAGGAGAUCAACGAGGUCACCUCUUGGCUGGGCAAUGAUGGAGCUGAUAAUUUGCAAAAAUUCGCUCAGCUACAGUUGGACAGCGAGGCACAGCUGAAGGCACAGGAGCUGGAAUUUGAGAAAUACUAUUUUAUUGCCAGGAAACACUUGGCUAAGGGUCGUGACUUGCACUUGGCCGCCAAUAAGAUAUCCGUGCUGAGCGAAAGCGCUCGCAAUUUGAAAACCGCACUGGAUCUUUUUUCCGAUAAACUUGAAAAGACACGGGAGCGUAUUGAGGGCGGAGCCCGAUUGUUGCAUUUGCUGACACAGCAUCAGCGCGAAACUGCCGCACUGGAGGAACUGCAGCGUCUGGCCGCAGAGCUGGGCGCCACGGCCUUAAUUGAUAAACAUUUGCCGGCCAUGAGGAAGAUUAGCCCACAGCCGGCAGCAAGCAGCACGCCAGCGCAGGCAGCAGCGAAACGUGACAGUUAUCGUUGCAGCUCCGGCAACGGCAGCUCAUUUGAUGGGGCUCCCAGUGGCAGCCAUUGCAGCUGCUGGCGCGAGAGUCACAAUCUGGAGGACAUGGACGAACCGGAUGAGGAGCACGACAACGAUAACGACUGCGAUGGCGAUGGCGAUGCCGAUGGUGAGGGCGAGGAGCAGCAAUCGAAAAUUGCCGACUCCGGUGUCGGAGUCUGUGACAAUUGCGAACGCAAUCCAAAACUGGUCCGCAUCUGCUCCUGCCAGAGCCUCAACGAGAAGAGUCACGACGAGCUACUCGAGGACGAGUGCUUUGAGCGACCCACGAAACGCUACAUGGACAUGCACUCGCCCAUGGAGGCCAAUGCUCAUCUCCAGUGCCAUGACUCCAAUAUGGAGCUGACCAAGCUGGAGGAGCUCAGCUGUUUGGAACCAAAAAUACAAAAAACGCUUCUAUUAAUCAUGCGCGAAAUGAUUGGUACCGAACGCGACUAUGUGCGAUCCUUGUACUACGUAAUCGAGAACUACAUUGAUGAGCUGCUGCGCGAGGAUAUACCGCAGCCGUUGCGCGGCCAGAGGAACGUGAUCUUUGGCAAUAUUGAGAAGAUCUUUGAGUUCCACAAUUCGCACUUCCUGGGCGAACUGGAGCGCUACGAGCGCAAUCCCUUAAAGGUGGGCGCUGCCUUCCUCGAAAUGGAGUCCAAGUUCUAUUUGUAUGCGUUGUACAACAAGAACAAGCCGAAGAGCGACACCCUGCUGAGUGAGUAUGGCAGCUCGUUCUUCAAGCCGAAGCAGCUCCAGCUGCAGGACAAAAUGGACCUCGCUUCGUACUUGCUGAAGCCGGUGCAGCGAAUGGGUAAAUAUGCCCUGCUCCUGCAGCAGCUGGUCAAGGCGGUGAAGAGUGUAGAGGGUGCUGCGCUCCAGGAGAUAGCCGCCGAUGUGGAGGAACUGCAGCGGGCCGAGGAGAUGGUCAAGUUUCAGCUGCGCCACGGCAACGAUCUGCUGGCCAUGGAUUCGCUGCGCGACUGCGAUGUGAAUGUAAAGGAGCAAGGAAGACUGCUGCGUCAGAACGAGUUCCUCGUCUGGCAGGGACGCGGCGGCAAGAAAACACUGCGUCAGGUGUUCCUCUUCGAGGAGCUGGUGCUGUUCAGCAAGGCGCGUCGCUUUCCCGAUCACAAGAAUCUGGACAUUUACAUAUACAAGAACAGUAUCAAGACCUCGGACAUUGGACUGACGGCUCACACGGGUGACUCGACGACCAAGUUUGAGAUUUGGUUUAGAAAACGCAAGCCGGACGACACUUGGAUGCUGCAGUGCAUGUCGGAGGACAUUAAGAAUGCCUGGACGGAGGAGAUAUCUAAACUGCUCUGGAAACAGGCGAAGCGCAAUCGAGAAAUUCGCCUGGCGGAGAUGUCUUCGAUGGGCAUUGGCAGCAAGCCCUGCUUGGACAUACGUCCGAGCAACAAUCAGAUCAGCGACCGUUCCAUACCGCUAGCCCAGCUAAACAAAACACCCAAGCUGCGUCAUGCGGAACCUGGCAAGGGCAGCAUGCGUCGUCCCAAUUCGCUCAUCUCGGAGAGUUCGCUGUCCAGCGGCACCAGCACCACCAGCAGUUCCUCCAUCAGCGGUGGCUGCGAGACUGGACGCCACAGCUUGAAUCUAAGCUUUAGCAAGAUGGCUGGUAGCAGCCACAACAAUAACAAUAACAACAAUACUGCCACAUUGGAGCUAAUCAACGAGACUCAGGCACUGAAGCUGAGCAACAGCAGCGAGCCAGAUACGUCCAGGAUCCAAAGCACGCCCACGUUCACCAGCAGCUUCUCGAGCCGAAGCAAUAAGCGUCAACACAAGCGUUCCACGACACUUGUCAGCCAGCUAUCCAUGGAGAGCGGCAUUCUAUCCGACAUGUCCAUAACGCCGGAUCAGGAACAUCACGCCGUCCACGCCGCAGCGGAACAAUUGUCGGGCAAUCGGGCCAGUUGGUCUACAUCCGGUACAGCUGCAUCCAUGGCCAGUUCUAGCACCUCGACGGUAAUCCUGCGUCGCUACAAGUCGUACGCCCAUGCCGCCGAGUCGGCAGCUCCCGAGAACAGCAAUAAGUGAAAUUCUCCAAAAUUCCACGAUGCCCCGAAUAAUUAUUUUGAAAAAAUAAAAGUAUACAUAGCUUUAGCAAAAAAAAAAAAAAAGGAAAAGAAAAGAAAAGAAAAAACGGUUUCACCAGAUUCAGAUUAUCAUAUUAUACAUAC
Drosophila grimshawi is the source of this 6644-nucleotide messenger RNA. RefSeq lists its product as uncharacterized. Gene Ontology annotation, molecular function: guanyl-nucleotide exchange factor activity. Lineage: Eukaryota; Metazoa; Arthropoda; Insecta; Diptera; Drosophilidae. Bases 367 to 6501 code for a protein of 2044 amino acids. The record is from RefSeq and is a predicted model, not a curated record. The transcript has 17 exons.